UUAGGUCAAGUCCGUAUAGAGUACCAUUUACAUACGUAUGCAUACAUCUGCAUCUAUAUUUCCUCCUCCAUUCCUGCCCUUUCCAUCCUCCUUUCUCUCUCUUCAUCACGGUGACCCCUGCCCCAUCUCUCCUCCCUCAAGGGGUCGCCCCCUCUCGCUCUCUAGAAAAUCAAAAAUAAAAACCGAAAUUGAAUUUGUAUAGAAUCAAUCAAUUCAAUCAAACCCAAAAUCAGGAGCAGACAUGUCGGAGAUGGCGUCGCCAGAUCCGGAGGGGAUCGACGGAGUUCGCAUGACGUGGAACGUCUGGCCGCGGACCAAGGUGGAGGCGAGCAAGUGCGUGGUUCCAAUCGCCGCCUCAAUCUCUCCGAUUCGGUCCCACCCGGACAUUCCCACGCUCCCCUACGCGCCGCUGCAGUGUAAGACCUGCUCCGCCGUGCUCAACCCCUUCUGCCGGGUCGACUUCACCGCCCUAAUCUGGAUCUGCCCCUUCUGCUUCCAGCGCAACAACUUCCCCCGCCAUUACUCCGCCGUCUCCGAGACCAACGUCCCCGCCGAACUCUACCCCCAAUACACCACCAUCCAGUACUCCCUCGCUAACCCUAGCAAUCCCGAGGCCUCGCCGCAGCCGCAUGUGUACCUUUUCGUGCUCGAUACGUGCAUGAUCGAGGAGGAAUUGGGGUUUGCCAAAUCGGCGAUGAAGCGGGCAAUUGGGUUGCUGCCCGAGAAUGCGAUGGUCGGGUUCGUAUCGUUCGGGACCCAGGUUCAGGUUCACGAAUUGGGGUUUUCGGAGAUGUCUAAGGUUUACGUCUUUCGGGGUUCCAAGGAGCUCCCCAAAGAUCAGGUUUUGGAGCAGUUGGGUCUCGGCGUUGCGAGGCGGAGGACCGGGCCGGGAUUACCUAAGGGGGGACAGAGUGGGAUUAUAGAUUCGGGGAUUAGUAGGUUUUUGUUGCCGGCUUCGGAAUGUGAAUACACACUCGAUUCGAUGUUGGAUGAGUUGGUCUCUGAUGAGUGGCCUGUUCCACCCGGCAGCAGGCCAUUACGGUGCACCGGAGUCGCAUUGAGCAUUGCGGCAGGAUUACUUGGAGCUUGUCAGCCUGGCACUGGUGCUCGGAUUAUAGCAUUGGUGGGCGGUCCAUGCACAGAAGGGCCCGGCACGAUCGUGUCAACGGAUUUGUCUGAUCCAGUUCGUUCCCAUAAAGAUCUUGAUAAGGAUGCUGCAUCAUAUUUCAAAAAAGCAGUUCAAUUUUAUGAGGAUCUUUCAAAACAGUUGGUCAGCCAGGGUCACGUCUUAGACCUUUUUGCUUCUGCGCUUGAUCAGGUUGGGGUUGCAGAGAUGAAGGUUGCAAUUGAAAAAACUGGUGGCCUCGUUGUUCAAGCUGAAAGUUUUGGACAUUCUGUUUUUAAAGACUCUUUCAAGCGUAUUUUUGAAGACGGAGAUCAGUCCCUUGGCCUCUCCUUUAAUGGCACACUUGAGAUCAACUGUUCAAAGGAUAUCAAAAUUCAAGGGAUCAUUGGACCUUGCACGUCUUUGGAGAAGAAAGGACCUGGUGUUGCCAAUACAGUCAUUGGGCAGGGGAAUACUACAGCUUGGAAGAUGUGUGGCCUUGACAAAACUACUUGCUUGACUGUUUUCUUUGAUAUUUCAUCUAGUGAAAAAUCAGACACUUCAGGAAAUUUAAAUCCGCAAUUGUACAUACAGAUUCUUGCCAGAUACCAGAGUCAUGAAGGUCAAACCUGGCUGCGAGUUACAACUAUUACUAGAAGAUGGAUAGAUAGUGCUGUUGGUUCGGAGGAAUUAGUGCAAGGAUUUGAUCAGGAAACUGCUGCUGUAGUGAUGGCAAGAUUAACUUCUUAUAAAAUGGAGAUGGAGGAAGGGUUCGAUCCAACACGGUGGUUGGAUCGGAAUCUUAUUCGUCUCUGUUCCAAAUUUGGUGACUACCGGAAAGAUGAUCCAUCGUCUUUUACAUUGAAUCCCUGUUUUUCGUUGUUUCCUCAGUUUAUGUUUAAUCUUCGGCGGUCACAAUUUGUGCAGGUAUUUAACAAUAGUCCAGAUGAGACAGCCUAUUUUCGCAUGUUGUUAAACCGGGAGAAUAUAACCAACUCCGCAGUCAUGAUUCAACCAUCACUGAUAUCAUAUUCAUUCAACUCGCUCCCUUCACCAGCAUUGCUUGAUGUUUCUUCCAUAGCAGCUGAUCGUAUCCUCUUGUUGGAUUCCUACUUUAGUGUAGUCAUUUUCCAUGGAAUGACAAUAGCUCAGUGGCGGAACAUGGGUUACCAAAAUGAGCCAGAACACCAGGCAUUUGCACAGUUAUUACAAGCUCCUCAUGAUGAUGCCCUAGUGAUCAUUCGGGAUCGAUUUCCUGUUCCGAGAUUGGUGGUAUGUGAUCAGCAUGGAUCCCAGGCAAGAUUCCUAUUAGCAAAGUUGAACCCGUCAGCUACAUAUAGUAAUGCUCAUGAGAUGGCUGCUGGGACGGAGAUGAUCUUCACAGACGAUGUGAGUCUUCAGGUGUUCUUCGAGCAUCUUCAGAGGCUGGCCGUGCAAUCUUCUUGAGACCCCAAAACGAGGGGUACUUUAGACUGUUAAUAUAUGAGAUGGUUUUGUGAAAUUUACUAUGGGUUCUCUAUCCCCUCUCUGGUGUCCUCUUAUUCAAUUCAGAUCCAUAGCUUUCUUUUUGCAUCAUUGGCAAGAUGAGAGAGGCCAGACCCGGCAUUGUUUGAACAAUAAAAGCUCGUCAUUAUUUCGGGUUGUUGGAUUGUUUGCUUCCUUUUCAGAAGAAUAAGGAACUCAAGAUCAGUUGAAACAAGUUAUAUGAGAAGAGAGGAUGAUAACCUUAAGUUAUAAGAGGCGUAACUGUGCCAGCAGCGGGGCCAGGAAUAUAUUUUGUCAGUUUUGUUUUCUCAAUUUUCUUCAUGUACGUUACAUAGAUCAGAUGCUUGUUUCCUGUGUACCUGAAUUUAAAGUCAUACACUUCAUGAAGCCUAGGUUUCGAGGUUGAAAAAGUCAAGAAAAUUCUGCUUGUUUUCUA
Molecule: messenger RNA, 3026 nt
Organism: Cornus florida
Lineage: Eukaryota; Viridiplantae; Streptophyta; Magnoliopsida; Cornales; Cornaceae
Product: protein transport protein SEC23 E-like
Exons: 12
Coding region: 242-2551 (769 amino acids)
Biological process (GO): endoplasmic reticulum to Golgi vesicle-mediated transport; COPII-coated vesicle cargo loading; COPII-coated vesicle budding
Cellular component (GO): COPII vesicle coat; endoplasmic reticulum exit site
Molecular function (GO): zinc ion binding; GTPase activator activity
Source: RefSeq, a predicted model, not a curated record